Messenger RNA from Seriola dumerili (greater amberjack), 644 nucleotides. RefSeq names its product general transcription factor IIA subunit 2 (gene gtf2a2). The coding region runs from base 145 to 480 and encodes 111 amino acids. The transcript is spliced from 4 exons. Gene Ontology annotation, molecular function: TBP-class protein binding; RNA polymerase II general transcription initiation factor activity. Lineage: Eukaryota; Metazoa; Chordata; Actinopteri; Carangiformes; Carangidae. Gene Ontology annotation, cellular component: transcription factor TFIIA complex. The record is from RefSeq and is a predicted model, not a curated record. Gene Ontology annotation, biological process: RNA polymerase II preinitiation complex assembly; transcription initiation at RNA polymerase II promoter.
CAGCUGCACGUAGUGGAGGGAAGCGGCUAGCUCCGUAAACUCCGAUAGCUCUGUUAGCCCUGUUAGCUCCGUUAGCUCCGUGAGCCCCGUGUGAGUUUGUAGGAUAGUUUACUGUAGUUAUUAGCACCUUCUGCUGUUCCCACCAUGGCGUACCAGCUGUACAGGAACACCACUCUGGGAAACAGUCUACAGGAGAGUCUGGACGAGCUCAUACAGACUCAGCAGAUCACUCCUCAGCUGGCUCUUCAGGUCCUCCUCCAGUUCGACAAAGCCAUCAAUACAGCGCUCGCCAACAGAGUCCGCAACAGAGUCAACUUCAGGGGCUCUCUCAACACCUACAGGUUCUGCGACAACGUGUGGACGUUUGUUCUGAACGACGUGGAGUUCAGAGAGGUCACCGACCUGGUGAAGGUCGACAAGGUCAAGAUUGUGGCCUGUGACGGAAAGAGCGAGUCGACCCAGAACAAAACCGAUAAAUGACUCGGCUCCAGCGUCGCAGAGUGGCGUCUCUCCUCGUGUGUUCGGUGUCGGUUGGAGCCGCAGAUGGACCUGGACUGUACAUAUAAUUUAUUACAGCAGAGCCACAGCUGAGAAGGGAGUGUGUGUGUGUGUGUGUGUGUGUGUGUGUGUGUGUGUGUGUGUGU